Coccidioides posadasii C735 delta SOWgp is the source of this 588-nucleotide messenger RNA. Lineage: Eukaryota; Fungi; Ascomycota; Eurotiomycetes; Onygenales; Onygenaceae. The record is from RefSeq and is a predicted model, not a curated record.
AUGCCUUCUCGUCUCCUCGUCGAGCGACCAUCUCCAACAACUGUACUGUUCACUGUUUCCAAUGCUCCCUCACGAUCGUCGAUUACCUCGAAACUCCUUUUCUACCUCGAAAUCCUACUGCGGGUCAUAAUUUUUGCAGCUGUGUUGCUGGUCGAUGCUGCAAAGCUUCGCGACUACGCAUUCUGCCAGGAUGGAAUUAUACCAUGGAGCAACGUCUGGUCCAGCCCUGCGGGCCUCAUGGCAUGCCACAUCGCAGACCGUCAUCUCUGGCAGGUAAUCGCACCAAGUAGUGCGGUGCUACUGUAUCUUAUGGUUAGGAAAGGUUAUACGGGCUCUCCUAUCUACGUCGAAGCUGAUAGAUUGUCAAAAGAGGAAUCCCUCCUUGUGAUCCGCGGCCUCGGCGUUCAGACUUCCACCUCCUCAGCCACCUAUUUUAUGAGUGCCACAACACGAUUUAUUCCGACAACUCAAAUACAGGACAUUGUCAUUCAUGAAGCGUUCAAAGGCUUUGAAGUCCGGUUUUACUUGGCGAUUAUCGUGGAAGCCGAAGCGGAGGUAGUCGUUGUAUUCCCGGUGCGCAAAUCGUAG